Molecule: messenger RNA, 1286 nt
Organism: Carya illinoinensis
Lineage: Eukaryota; Viridiplantae; Streptophyta; Magnoliopsida; Fagales; Juglandaceae
Product: transcription factor MYBS3-like
Exons: 3
Coding region: 356-1021 (221 amino acids)
Biological process (GO): response to gibberellin; response to auxin; response to ethylene
Molecular function (GO): DNA binding
Source: RefSeq, a predicted model, not a curated record
CCUCACACAUGCCAUGUGAGCGCGCACUCAGAGAGAUGCCAUUAAUUAUAUAAUCAGAUCGAUCAAGAUGGAGAAAGAUCUAACAGAGAGGGGAAUAAAAGUAUACAACCAAAAGAGCAGUACUGAUCAUUAUAUCAUCUUUCAUUCUUUCUUGCUUUGAUGCAUGAGUUUUUACUCGAAUCAUUAUCCAUGCGUACUGAGAUACAUAUAUACAUAUAUAUAACAUACAUGCACACACAUGAUAUAUACGGGAAAGCUGAAGAGCAGUCUGUAUUAAUUUAUCACUUCCUUGCUUUAAAGAGUGUUUGUUUUUCUGAGAGCGAGAAUUGCAAGAAAAUGCUCAUACUGUGGGGAUAUGGGCCAUAAUUUAAGGACUUGCAUCACUCAUAAAAUGAGUCUUACGGGUAAUAAGUACUUUAGGCUAUUUGGUGUGCAACUUGACCUUUCUUCUUCUUCUUCUUCUUCUGCGUCAUCUUCUUUUGUUAUGAGGAAGAGUUUUAGCAUGGAUGGCCUGUCAAAUUGGUUUACACUCUCUUCAUCAUCGUCUUCUGACCUUACUACGGACGGAAAGUUUCCUCAAUGUAAUGAAUUUAUCUCUGAUGGCGUCGUCACGGCCACAAGAAAUCGGAAAAGAAAGAAGGCUGUGCAAUGGAGUGAGGAGGAGCACCUGGCCUUUCUGGCUGGGCUUGAAAAGCUGGGAAAGGGAAAUUGGAGGGGCAUCUCUACAAACUUUGUGACAACAAGAACUCCAACACAAGUAGCCAGCCAUGCACAAAAACAUUUUCUUCGACAGAUCGAGACCUGCCCCAACAAAAGAAAGCGCAGCCGACCCAGCCUCUUUGAUGUGAGAAUGGCCAAAUUCACUGAUCCUCAACUGGUUAGCACAAGCGUGUUCGAGCCAAUAAGCAGUAGUAGGACUGUCGUCAUGACCGAAGCUUCUGUUGAUCCAUUAAUGGAGUCUUCAUCGAAGAUAUCAAGUUCUGCAGUACUUGACUGCAGCACUGAAUCACAGAUUAAUUAAUGGAAGAAAUUGGCCAAUCUGAUGAUCAUAAUGCAUUCUUAUUUGAGUCUUCCCACUUCAGGUUUGACAUAGCUUGCUAGCCCAGUACUAGUACUACUCUUGAUCAAAGUGCGAAACUUCAUGAUCAUCAUGAUUAAGAACUAAUAGUACUUGCAACUCAUGCACUCUGAUCAUGUCAAUGGAAGAAAGUAAUUAAACUCUGUUCUCAGGGGAAGUACUGUAAAUGGAUAUAUAUAUUGGAAUGAUCUAUGCAUAUUGUCAUCCC